AUGGUCUCCAUCGGGGAUGUCUGGAGCAGGCCAUUGGCCGAGCCUUCACAGAACCUCAAGCAUUACUACAAUAUUCUUGUGGCCGUCGCGUUCUUUUUUGUGGCCCAAUUACUCAUAUGCGUGUGGGACCAGUCGUUCUGGGCCACUGGUGUUGAAUUCCCGGGCCAGAUUGUUGCCAUGAUAUCUGUGUGGCUUACCGUCUGGGCUGGCCAGGUGCUUUUCUCUGAAGCCGGCGAGGGAGUAGACGGGUUCUAUCACAGAUUUCUCAGGGCCCCAACGGAGAUCCUCAACAAGCACAUGUCCAUCGGCUUCACCGUGCCAUUCUUGAAUCUGAUUAGCCAUUCACUCGCAAACGCCAACCAGGUUGGUCUGCUCAUAGCAGCAUUUGUUGCGACGGGCGUACUGAACUCCAUCUUUGUGUACGUCGUUGCAUACCACGUGCAACUGACGACCGCGAAGAUUACGUGCUGCCUGCGGCGCCGCCCUGUCCCGGACAUCGAGGCAGCACGAACGCAAACAAACUUUGCGUGCCCUGAACCACCACAACGGUUUGCCCAACGCGGGUCCAUGCGUCAUGGCGGUGGAUUUGCCAAUGCGAAUUUGGGAAACAGCACAGAGGAAGGUUCGCGCCGGGAUCGCUCUCAGAAGCACAUCAGUGACACAUCGACGCUGUGCACCGUGUCUGGUUAUCAUGUACACCUCGACAACCAUCACAAAAAGGCCCUCACAGCUGUGGCGACACUGCUUAAUCCGGUGCUGUGGACCUCGUUGUUCCUCGUCUGCUAUGGCCUGGCAAAGUCCAGCAUCCGCAACCAGCCCAGCGCAGUCGUGAUCGCCGGCUUCACCACGAGGAACACGGUGUCGGACCUUAUCGCGCAGCAUUUCGAUUCCCCAACACCCACGGCCGGCAACGGCCCCCGCCUGGGCUCCCUACCCAUCGGCGCCGGCGACGUGGCAACCUCCAUCCUCAACGCGGGGAUUGUGUCGUGGGGCCUCAAGCUGUUCGAGUACAGGCACCAGAUCGUCUCGUCCGGCGGCUUCACCGUCGUGGUCACCUCGCUGCUGGCAUCGCUGCUCAAUGUCGUGGUCUGGCCCCUCCUGGCCUACGCGAUCGGCGUUCGCCCGGCCUCGUGGGACCUCAGCUUCGCGGCGAGGAGUGUCACCAUCGCGCUGGGCGGGCCGGCUUUAAAGAGCCUUGGCGGCGACGCCGGCAUCAACGCUGUGGGCGUGGUCGUCAAUGGGGUCUGUUUCCAGCUGGUUGCUGGGUUCUUCUCUGGGGGCGAUGGCCUCGCUGCAGUGGCUGGCAGGUUCAAAAAGGCAUUGGUACAUGAUGGCUGGUCUGGACUUGUCUGGAAUAGCAGGGUGUAUGAGCAGCGCGAGAUGGAGUCGCUGGCGCCAUCUCCGGAUCGUGGAAGGGCCGCAAGUGAAGCUCAUGUAGGAGGAGGGUUACAACCCAGUCACGAACGCGAGGUGAGGUACAGCUCUGAUGCGACGCACGUCGACGAGCAGCGGCCGGACGACCAGAACGAUGUAAGCAGUUGGGGCACAACCGGCACCGCGGCGAACAACAACGACAACAUGAAGAUGCGCACCGAGCCGAGACAAGCUCAUGACGGACCACAAGCGCACGAGGAUGUCGCCCCCGGCCCAUUGUCCGUGGUGCCGACCGUGGCAGCAGGCGUGACGAUUGGGAUCAACGCCGCGGCAAUGGGGACUGCCCACCUGUACGAGCAGAACAGCCACGCGGCGCCGUACUCUGCGCUGUCGAUGACCAUGUUCGGGGUGUUCACGGUGCUGUUCGCCCUCCGAGGCCCUAUGACUGAGUGGCUGACCAGGACGGUCGGCGGGGGAGAGAUAGAAGCGGCGAUGAUGUUAUGA
Molecule: messenger RNA, 1878 nt
Organism: Diaporthe citri
Lineage: Eukaryota; Fungi; Ascomycota; Sordariomycetes; Diaporthales; Diaporthaceae
Exons: 4
Coding region: 1-1878 (625 amino acids)
Source: RefSeq, a predicted model, not a curated record